This is a messenger RNA of Euleptes europaea (tarantolino), 1635 nucleotides long. It is a transcript of the gene CATSPER4, whose product is annotated as cation channel sperm associated 4. Gene Ontology annotation, cellular component: CatSper complex; membrane; acrosomal vesicle. The record is from RefSeq and is a predicted model, not a curated record. Gene Ontology annotation, biological process: sperm capacitation; flagellated sperm motility; transmembrane transport. The transcript is spliced from 13 exons. Gene Ontology annotation, molecular function: voltage-gated calcium channel activity; calcium-activated cation channel activity. The coding region runs from base 1 to 1635 and encodes 544 amino acids. NCBI's taxonomy places the organism in Eukaryota, Metazoa, Chordata, Lepidosauria, Squamata, Sphaerodactylidae.
AUGGCCCACAGCGGCAGUGUCCGGGCAGCAUACACCGGCGUUUGUGGUGCCAGCGCCGGCACGCAGCCUGACCAAGCUGGAGGACGGCAAAAUCCUGACGCGGAAGCAGUAGAGGUCAACUGCAAAGACAUCACCUGCAUCCAGGAUAACUGGGAUGUGGAAGAGUUUGUCUCACACACAUGCAUGGGGACAUUCCUCCAUCACCCAGCCUUCAAGCUACUUUUGGCAGGUUUCAUCAUUACCAACGCGAUCAACAUUGCCCUCCGAACGGAACCGACGUUAGAAGAGAAGUACUUCGGGUUCUUUUCCGCUAUAGAUACAAUUGUGCUGGCUUUCCUUAUCUGUGAAGUACUUCUCAACUGGUACUAUGGAUUCUCCUUAUACUGGAAGGAUGGCUGGAAUAUCCUCAAUUUUUUCAUCGUGGUCUUUCUGUUCUUGGGCCUAUUGGUUCCUGUUCUGUCUGACAGAACAUUUUUCCACAUCCUCAGAGUACUGCGACUGAUGCAGGUGUGUACCUUGGUGGCUGGCCUGGGUAUGAUGAUCAAGGUGAUCCUGAAGUCCAUUCCUGACAUGCUGAACAUCAUGGUCCUGCUUUUUUCCAUUAUGCUGAUCUUCUCUGUGUUUGGUGUGACGCUCUUUGGAAGUCUUGUCCCGGUGCAUUUUGGGAAUUUGGGGACUGCCUUGUACACGCUUUUCGUCUGCAUAACGCAGGAUGGGUGGAUUAUAAUUUAUGAUGCCUUUGACGACGAAGGCAUGGCCCUGAAGAUCGGAGGGGCUCUCUACUUCUUCAUCUUCAUCACCUGCGGGGCCUUCAUCUGUGCAAAUCUGCUUGUGGCUGUGGUGACAACAAACCUGGAGCAGUCAGUCACUGCCUACAAUGAGGAACGGCAGUCGCAGUCUCUGGCCCAGACGGAGGCAGGACCUAACUCUCUCCAUUUCGACCAGGAUGGCACAGAUGACGAUGCCCUUCCGCCUCUGCCGCCGAUGCACUUGAAAGAAGUCAUGCAUGCCACAACCAUGGCCCAUUGCCAGGAUCUGCUCAGCUACGGUAACUUGGGUAAUCUGAACGAUUCCACCUGUGACGAUCUCUGCACCGUCCUGGAGGCGAUCCACGAGAACCUAAAGGAAUACCGGGAGAUCCGGGAUGAGCUCAAUAUAAUAAUCGACGAAGUGAGAGCCAUAAAGUUCAAUAUCGAGCAGGAGCAAGAGAUAGUUCUACGGAAUAUCCGCGGGGCCAGCAUCCCAGAGAACGUUCUUGCAACCGAUGUCAUGCAAGGAAGGGCCGGCGACAUCCUGUCUGCACUGUCAGAACUGGAAAAGUCAAACACAAUUGAAGCAGAGUACCAGAAAGGAGCGAUACAAUCGGCGGCCUUGAGAGCGCGGAGGCAGUCGAUGCUAACAAUGGAAGUAUCUGAAGAAGAGAGUAGAAGGAGUGAUGAUGGCUGGCGGACGACUCCAGCCAGCUGCCUUUGUUCAGCGACCGCAGAUGGGGAGAAAGCAUGUCGCUCUCUUCCGAUCGGCCGCUUAAACGGGCUGGCGGCUCGGAAGGAAAAAGGACGCUUCCCCAAAGACGCUCAUCCAUCCCUCGUGGGCAAGGCGACACAGACGCACACGUGCGAACGCCGUCCCCCGUGA